This is a messenger RNA of Eucalyptus grandis, 738 nucleotides long. RefSeq lists its product as uncharacterized. The record is from RefSeq and is a predicted model, not a curated record. The transcript is spliced from 2 exons. NCBI's taxonomy places the organism in Eukaryota, Viridiplantae, Streptophyta, Magnoliopsida, Myrtales, Myrtaceae. The coding region runs from base 1 to 738 and encodes 245 amino acids.
AUGGCCUCAUGUUUAAUUUGCUUCAGAAAUUUUGUCAUAUAUAACCCGACCACCAGGGAGUAUAUUGAGUUGCCCGGUCCUGAUGUUGUUAAUCAAGCUGAGUUAUCCUAUAGAUUUGGAUAUGAAUAUCAAGCUGAGUUAUUCUAUGGAUUUGGAUAUGAGUCAUUCUGCGGAUUCGGAUAUGACUCUCAAUCUGAUGACUACAAAAUAGUAGCAGCAGAUGUUUCUAGUGAUGAAAAUUGGAAGGUGGCAAAUAUUUUCUCUCAAGUCCGGUUCUUGGAGAAGGAUACAAACGAUCUGCGCAAAGAUGUGAUUAUGUCAUUUGAUUUGUCGGAAGAGAAAUUUCACCAGGUGUUUCCGGUCCCUGAAGUUGAUGAGGAGAUAGAUUUCCUAGGACUCGGGAUUCACGGGGCGAAUCUGUUCAUAUACCACAGCACCUAUUACUUCAUUGAGGCAUGGCUUAUAGAUGAGUACAGUAGAGGAGCACUGUGGACAAAAUUUUUCAGAGUUGAUUGCAGUCCCUUCAUAAAUUGGAAUAAUACCCCCAUUCCAAGAAAGCCCAUCGCAUACACAAGGAGCGGAAAAAUCGUUUUCCACAUGGAUAUGAACCUAAUGAUUCUGUUUAAUCCGGAGGAUAAUUCUCACAAGGAUUAUCCCAUGGAGGAGGACUCUGAAUAUGCUAUGUAUUUGGAAACUCUUGUCUCUCCCUAUCUUCGCGGUGAGCCAUCAAGAAUCUAG